Colletotrichum godetiae is the source of this 1299-nucleotide messenger RNA. RefSeq lists its product as uncharacterized. The transcript has 3 exons. Bases 1 to 1299 code for a protein of 432 amino acids. The record is from RefSeq and is a predicted model, not a curated record. NCBI's taxonomy places the organism in Eukaryota, Fungi, Ascomycota, Sordariomycetes, Glomerellales, Glomerellaceae.
AUGUUAUGUAAGACGAAAAGCUUCGCAAUCUCAUCUGCCUCAUUACAUCAAGAACAUUUCCCCCAAAGACCGGAAAAGAUGCCACCAAAAACCACCCCCAAGCCCGGCGGCGGCGGCACCUUCACCUACUGCGUCGGCAGCAACCCGCCCUUCACCCCGGAAGAGUACAACAAGGACCCGGCCCGCCGCCAACGCGCCCUCGACCUCCUGGCCAAAAACGACCUCUACUCGGCCACGGUCGUGACCUUUAACCUCCCCGAGCGCGACACCUACGUCUACCACGCCAUGACGGCCGUCCGCCUCGCCGAGGUCCAGCGCGUCGUGAGUAUGGGCGGCGUCAACGGGUUGCAUGCGUGGUAUCGUGACGAGGAGGGGAAGCCGCUCGACCCCCCGCCCCAAGCAGACAUCCAAUCCUACAUCCAAAUCUUCUCCCCCAAAACCUCCACCCCGCAAGCCCUCAAAUCCCACCUCGCAAACGCCAAAAAGUCCUCCAUCCGCCACCUCUCCGCCACCCACCUCCUCGCCCACCGCUACAUCCACCCAUCCUACUCCUCCCCAACCUCAAACCCCAACCUAAACGCCAUCCCCAAGUCCAAAAACCCCCACACCUCCCUGCCCCCAAACCCCUCCCUAGACUUCUGGUCCUGGUCCGCCCUCUCCCUCCAAUACGCCGGCCCGACCUCCUCGCAACCCCUACAAUCCCACCACGUCCUCCCCAUCCUAAUGCACCACUUCGGCUGCGCAACACCCACCCACGAAGCCCUCUCCAUCCUCCGCCUCCUGUCCGCAGGCCGGCCCAUCGCAGACAUUGGCUCCGGAAACGGGUACUGGACGCACAUGCUCCGCUCGUACAACCUCACCGUCCACGCAGUCGAUAACCUCCAAUCCGAAUGGCGCACAAACUGGAUCGCAGACACAAUCCCCUCUGACGGGGUAACCUACCUCGCCCAACACGCUGGUGGAAAGGACAUGGUUAUGUUGCUAGUCUACCCCGUCGUAGGCGGUUCCGUCGCAGGCGGGACGGAAGGGAGUUUUACACGCGGGCUGGUGGAGGCGUACAAGGGCGAUACGAUUGCGGUUGUCGGCACGCAGAAUGGGAAUGGGUAUACGGGGUUUCGGGGGAUGACGAUGGCGGAGUAUAUGGCGAGGGAGCAGCCCGAGUGGGUGAAGGUUGUGCAGAUUCCGCUGCCGAGUUUCGCGGGCAAAGAUGAGGCGUUGUUUGUGUUUCAGAGGGGGGAGAGGGCGCCGCCUAGGGAUGAGGGUUUGGGAAAGGCGGAGGAUGGGUCAAAGGAUGCGUAG